UGAACAGUAUUUUCAUUCCGAGCUCGAGGUUUAAACUCAAACUCACGAAAUAAAGCACCAUUGGGCCAGAAUGAACCAUCAACAAUGUUUUGAAAAUGGUCGGCGGAAAUAUCAAUUUUGAAGGAAGAUAUGCUACUUUCGUAUGAAAAAUUAAAUUUUCUAAUAGCUAUGUGCCGGGGAUUAAGCUUUGAUGUUAUAUAAGACUUCACAUAUUCUACCGACGUUUCACUAGAAAAGCGCGAAACAAACACAGAUUUAUUCGCAGGAACUACGAUUAAUUCUUUCGGUAACAGAGAAGGCCCGCUUUGAGAUGUAGGUUCAGACACAGCUGUCGUUUUUGCUGCAGCCCUUGUAGUGACACCUGAGGAAGAUGCAGCUCAAGAGAUAACUCAACACACGGAGAAUUAAAACUUUUUAAUUCCUUAUUUAAGCCGGGAGUAGGCAAAGAAUCAAUUGGCGGAGUGUCAAUGUCUAAAGAAAUGGGAUUAGGAACAAUGCUGUCUCCUCCAUGCUUCCGCUUUUUUGAAGCUUGUUUAAGCUUGGUUGAUGGAGAGGAUGAAGAUUCAAUGCACUUAAAGUCUUUAAAUGCAUCUUCAUAUCGCUUAAACUUUUCGUCUAGAAGUUUUAACUCCUUACCCAACUCCUGGAAGCCAAUUCUGGCGCUCCUAAACAUUUUACAAAGCUCUACUUCGGUUGAUCUGCACUUGGGACAAAACCAACGAACACCUUUGUUAUCGGUUAUGAUGUCGGCCACCCUACCAUUGAGACCAGCACAUUUUACCAGGAUGAAUACAUUGCAGCGCGAAGUAGUAACAAUUUGUAUGUACAAGAAAAACUCACAGUGUACGCUAUUAGUACGAUAGUAGCAAAGAUGAGCGUUUGAGAGACACAGAAGUUUAGGUAUUGUAAGUUCAAUGGUUAGAAACCGUGCUGAACUUAACAGUUUUAAAGCCACUGAGCCAAAAAGCUUAAAAGCUUAAAAACAUAAAAGCAAGCCAAAAUGAGCUGUUUGCAGGAAAAUUAUUUGAUCGAUGAUAAGCAAAAUGUAUGAUAAAUCGCGGAAGAUGGGAAAAUGCACUCUCACGCAAGACAACAAUAAUGCACCAAACGAGGCAAAUAUGCACAAGGAAUGAAAAGAAUAUUAAUUUUUUAUUUUUAAUCCACGCACUUUAUGUCUAAAACACAACAAUUUAUUGGAGCUUGGCUUCAAAUAGCUUUUUCCAGUAUAAAUUACACAAAUUAGAACUGCUUAGCACUUCGAUAAACAAAGUAACUUUAGAAAUUCUUUCAAACGAAUGUUUAAGCGACUGCACAGUACGAACGUUGCAAAUGGUAAUGUAAACGAAUCUACCACAAACGAAACAAAACUAGUUUAAUUUAUUGCGAAGCUUUUUAAUUUUUUUCA
Molecule: messenger RNA, 1405 nt
Organism: Rhagoletis pomonella (apple maggot)
Lineage: Eukaryota; Metazoa; Arthropoda; Insecta; Diptera; Tephritidae
Exons: 2
Coding region: 468-863 (131 amino acids)
Source: RefSeq, a predicted model, not a curated record